Myzus persicae (green peach aphid) is the source of this 1468-nucleotide messenger RNA. RefSeq lists its product as uncharacterized. The transcript has 6 exons. Bases 167 to 1033 code for a protein of 288 amino acids. The record is from RefSeq and is a predicted model, not a curated record. NCBI's taxonomy places the organism in Eukaryota, Metazoa, Arthropoda, Insecta, Hemiptera, Aphididae.
CGACGCCGACGACGCACUCGGUCGCCGUCGACAGACGUAUAUCACGCACACAUCGCCACCGCCGCCGAAGCCGAGCGAGACGACCCGCCGGCCGACACUCUUGUCCUGACUACGGAGAGCAUCAUCUUCGCCGCUGCCGGACCACCAAGGAACGACGAUUUCAGCCAUGGUCCGGCCACCGGUGACCACCAAGCUGCUCCUGGGCCUGUACUCUUUGUUCUACUCGUGCACGAUCGCGCUCGACGCGGUCGUAGACAGCGUUACGAUAACGGACCAGAGAGUGCCGAGUGCUGUGCUGAACGGUACCGAGUACGUCGUAUUGGACUGCGUGUACAAGGUGAAACCGGAAGAGGCCGAGGGGCUGGUGAUCACGUGGUAUUUCAACAAUAGCCCCAGUCCUGCGUACCAGUGGAUACAGGGACAACCACCACGGGCCAUCGGUCCGCUGAAAAACCACAUCCGGCUGGGCUUUGCUGCGCCCACCGACGACGCGUUGGCCAAGUACCGGGCUCUGUACAUCAUCCGGCCUACCACCGAGCUGACCGGCAACUACAAGUGCGUCGUGUCCACGUACAACGACGAGGACUUUAUGAUUAAGAAGAUGAUCGUUUACGCUCCUGGCCAACACAUGCACAUGAAACGCACCAAAGCCAACGACCAAGACAUGGUGAACAUAUCUUGUACAAUUUCCAGAGUAUUUCCUAUGCCCAAGAUGCAACUGUACAAGCUCGAAACAAAUGGAACGCAAAACAGAAACAGUUCUUUGCCUAUUGAGAUAUUGGAUUAUCAGAACGAUGGCGCAUUUGAUGUCACAGUAUCGACGUUGUUCUCCGAAUCCGAAUUACCAUCGCGAACAACAUUUUUUUGCGAACUCAUCAUACCUAGUACUCCAUACAGUAUCACAAAACGAUUCGUAUUUAAUCCUGGUAACACCGAAAGUUUGUCUGUUGAAAAUGCUGCAUGGUCAAGAAAAUGGUCACAGACGCUAAAAUUUACAACUAUCGUAUGGUUAUUUAUUGUCAUUUCACACUGAAGAAAUUCAUAAUCAUAUCAUUAUUGUUUAGUAUUCAUUGAUUCUCAUGAGAGUUGCAACGAUUUAUUACAGUCUCAUCUAAAUAAUUAUUACCCGGAAAUAUACAUUACUUAUAAAUAUAUAAGACAAAUGUAACGACGAUGUCGUUAAAUUAUGUAUGCGUAAUAUGACAAACUUCUUUAAUUAUUUACAGGUUAUACGUACAAAAAAUUCAAGUUUGUAUAUUUAGAUAAUAAACUCUUUUUUUUCUCUAAGAAUUUUAAGUUAUCAAAAUAAAUUCAAUGAAACCAAUACAUUUUAAGUUAACGCAGGAUCACUACAGUGCAAAUGAAACUUGAUUGAUAUUUUUUUUAUGUUCAUAUACAACAAGACGAUAAAAAAAUUAUAAAUUUAUAACAAUACAAUGAAAUUUUACUUUUAAACGCACAUUUUACA